UCUGCUCUGUUCUCUGGGUGCAACUCUGUGUGAUAUGAAAAAAGUAAAUUAGCAUCAGCAGUUGAAUCUGCUCUCCUAAUCCACCACAUUCAACAUGACAGAAGGUUCCGCCUCAUAUGCGGACUCAGCACUGCUCAAUCAGCUGCACCAUGCUGUCUCCUCGCAUGGCACCCUGCUAAGCUUGCAUGACCAGUCCCUAUGCCAGAUUGAGGAAACCCUCCAGGAGAUGGUACAACUGUUCCACGUCAGCGGGAUCGGCUGAUCCGCUGGACUCCCCACGGCCGCCGUGGCACCAGAGCCAUGCAAGUUACUGGACUCGGUACCGAUGGGGCCCCCAACCGGGACGCCCUACCCCGCUAACCAGGACAAGUACAACGAGGCCCUACACACUGCUGGGCCACGACCGGGUGGAAAUCCUGCACCCCCUCCACCUACAAAGCCUUCAAGGGGCACUUUCAGGCAGUGUUCAACCAUCCACUCUCCGCUCGAGCCACCAGCGACCGCCUAACGAUGAUGCAACAAGGCAAUCGUUUGGUGGCCAAGUACUCCCUAGAAUUCCGGAUCCUAGCUGAACAGAGCGGGUGGAACUCCAAGUUCUUCUUAGCCAGCUUCUGGAACGGGAUCCAGGCAGAGCUUGCCUACCAUGGGGAGGAAUGGUCCUUCGACCGCUUUGUGAACACACAGUGAUAACCAUUAACAGUCUUCCCAGAGAGAGAACCCCUCGCCUGUGGAUACCUCUGCCGGAACACCGCUCCACCAAGCAAGCUACUGAACCAAUGCAAAUAGGCCAAGGCCGGCUGGACCCCGACGAGAGAUAACGCUGCCUCCACGACCACCUAUGCUUUUACUGUGGAAUCUCCGGCUAUUUCUGCGCAACCUGCCAAGCUCAUCCACCGCAACCCAAAGCUAACCUAGAACCCAAGAAUAAAACCCCACACAGUGUGUAAGAGGAACAGGAGGUGACACAGCAGUGAACAGGACGAUGGCAGCGGUCGGAUGGACUGGAUUCAUGUUGUUUCUGCUGCUCAACAUCUCCAUGGGAAAAGACCCAGAGAGGUUCACUGUGAGCUGCGAUGUUGGACAGACUGUCACUUUACCCUGUAAAUACACCUUGUCCGACUGCUCCAUGGUCACCUGGUUAUUGGAUUCAGAAUCAAAUCCAUCUACAGCCAUUGAACUAGUUGUUCACGGGAAGGUCAAAGAGACACAGAGAUCUGGAAGAGUGACAGUGGGGUCUGACUGCUCUCUACACAUUAAGAACCUGAAGACUAAAGAUACUGGACUGUACUUCUGUCGACUGUAUCACAAUAACAAUAAUUUCACUGAUAUUUCCACUGUUUCUCUGUCUUUUGGCGAAAAUACCAAGACAAACUGCUUCACUCCUGUAACGCCUCCAUCCCCUGUCUCUCCUGCAGACGAUGACGGCUUCCCAGUUGUUCCUGUAGCUGCAUCGUGUGUGGCUGUGUGUGUAGGAGUGUGUGUCACUAUAGUAAUAAUACUGAUCUACAAGAGGAGAGCAGAAAAUCACCUGUCAUCCAGUCAAGUCAAAGUGUUGGAUACAGACAGUGUAACAUACAUUGUGGUCGACCACAAAAAAUCCACCCAAACAGAGACCAACAGAAAGACAGAUAACAUCAUCACUGAAUACGCAACCAUCAGAACCACACAAUGAACACUGGAACAUGUCUAAAGUGUCAUCAUCUUCUGCACACAUCACACAUACUUAACACCAAAUACCCACAGGUUUGUUAUCUGUAGCAUGUGUCAAAUCUGCCAUGACCGAUAGAGACAAUAUUCCUAGGGGUCAGUGGAGACACCACUCAGUGCCACUUAGCCCAGAACCAUGCACCUGUCCACAAUCUGAUGAUUAGUCAAGUAUACAUUCAAGAUACACAAGACAAGAUGUUAUACACCAUGCGUAUUUAUCAUCGACUGUACACAAAGACCCAGUUUAACCAACAUGAAGCCACUGAGAACAUCCAGCGUAGCCAACAGACAUCUCCAUGACCCGAGACCAAGAAGCUUAGCUACCUUCUCAAACACAUCCACCAACCAAACCAACAAACCAAACCAA
Molecule: messenger RNA, 2074 nt
Organism: Scleropages formosus (Asian bonytongue)
Lineage: Eukaryota; Metazoa; Chordata; Actinopteri; Osteoglossiformes; Osteoglossidae
Exons: 8
Coding region: 983-1672 (229 amino acids)
Biological process (GO): T cell activation; interleukin-15-mediated signaling pathway; positive regulation of ERK1 and ERK2 cascade
Cellular component (GO): external side of plasma membrane; membrane raft
Molecular function (GO): protein tyrosine kinase binding; MHC class II protein binding
Source: RefSeq, a predicted model, not a curated record